Molecule: messenger RNA, 3225 nt
Organism: Magallana angulata
Lineage: Eukaryota; Metazoa; Mollusca; Bivalvia; Ostreida; Ostreidae
Product: solute carrier family 66 member 2-like
Exons: 6
Coding region: 190-1029 (279 amino acids)
Biological process (GO): retrograde transport, endosome to Golgi; phospholipid translocation
Cellular component (GO): endosome; trans-Golgi network
Source: RefSeq, a predicted model, not a curated record
AUCUUUGGUCAUGUGUAUGUGGACAAGUCAUAGUGCACGGUGUGGCGGAAUUCAUAUGUUAGUCUGUGAUAAGAGGUGUAACACAGUCAGUUUAGUUGUUCUAUCACCACCAUCAUUGAAGAAAAAUGGGGAAAUGUAACCAGGUUGACACGACAGAGCUUUACCCCCAGCGGUGGGACCCCCCUCACCAUGCCGACCCCUGAUUACAUGAUCCCAGCUGUCCUUUUAGAGCCCUUUAGCGGAAUCACCAUGCCAAGCCUCACGGAGUUCAUCAGCAUCGUCUGCCAGGGAGCUAUGAUCUUUGGCGGCGUGUUUCCAUUCAUUCCACAGUACCUAGACAUUAAGAAAUCCGGGAAUGCUGACGGAUUCUCCACUUUUGUUUGUCUUAACUUGUUGAUUGCCAACAUUCUCCGCAUCAUGUUCUGGUUUGGACGUCAUUUUGAGCUGCCCUUGCUAGCCCAGAGCAUAAUUAUGGUGUUCACAAUGCUGGCCUUGACGGAGAUCUGUGUCAGGGUCAAACACAGAAGUGAAAUUCUUGCUUCCAAAGAGCACAAGUUCACAGAUUCAUAUUCUGAUCAUCCAAAUAAUGGAGAAGCACCUCCGAGAUUAAAUCGUUCUGUCUCGCCCGUCAGAAAGUUUCUUGAUUUUGACCGAGCAUAUUUCUGGAAGUGGACGUAUUUUACCAGCUACCUCCAAUUCACAGCGGUGUUUACCGUGGUGGUGGGCCUCAUGACUUGGCUAUUUUUAGACAACAUGUAUUACGUAGAGACAAUCGGUUUCUUGGCCGUGUUUGCUGAAGCCAUGCUAGGAGCACCUCAGUUCUACAGGAACUUUGUAAACAAGUCCACCCAUGGCAUGAGUAAGAAGAUGGUGGGUAUGUGGACUUGUGGGGACUGUUUCAAAACAGGAUAUUUCAUUGUGCGGCAAGCACCUGCCCAGUUCUGGAUUUGUGGGAUGUUACAGGUGGGGAUUGACAUCUCCAUCUUUCUGCAGGUGUACUGCUACAGGAACAAGGCCGCCAUCAGCUGACCAAGAGGACGCGCUAGGAUUUACAAAUGAAAAGAAUUCUUUGUUCAUUAUUGAAUUCGAUGCUUUGCUUUCAAUUGUUUGAAGCCAUGUUUAUUUUAUUUGGGAUUGUAUUAAGUUUUUUUUAUUAAUAUUUCUAGUCCCAUGUAUUUAAUAUGUAAACAUACAUGUGGAGAAUUAUGCAUUUUAUGUUAAACAAAACCUUCUAGUUUCAGAAAAUUGUUACUGAUCUCACAAAGUUCACUUGUAGAUUUUUGUUCCAAUUUUAUUCUUUCCUGUCAUCACUUAGCCUGAUUGUUAUCAAAAGUCCUGACCAGUUUCCAUGUGUUUAUUAUGCUUUCUGUAAGGGCUGUUGCAUUGACUAUCACAUUAUUGAAAUGAUCAUUACAUUUGUUCAUUCUCAGGCAAAUUUAUGAUUGUCCUAUUCUUAUUGCAUAGCACAGUCCUUCAUUACAUCUAUAUCCAGAUAAUCAUUCUUCUGAUGAUCCAGAUUUUUAAAUGUUUUUGUACAUUUAAAUGAAUAUUGGUAGAUGUACUGACAUAAAAGAUACCUGGGUAAACAUGUUUUCUUUCAGAAUAAUCUCUGUAUACCUAUAUUGCUGUAAUCUAUGAGAUUACAUUCUGAAUCAGUUUGCAUUUAAAUUAUACUGUAAAACUUUAUUUUUUGAAGUGUUUAGGAUUGUCUAACUUCAUCAUCAAUUUUUUUUUACCGUACUGUAUGUUAUUUGGAAGACAUAAAAGUGUUUUUUUUCAUUAAAGCAAAUUCAUUGUUAUUUUUACGCAAGUACUUAAUUCCGCAGUUCUGCCAUUUUGCAUUAAAUUGCCAUAAUAUAAAAUUGUGAAAGCCAGAUUUUUAUCUUACUUUCAAAUCUGUCAGAAAAAUAAAAACAAGAUCUUAAAAUAUGGAGGUGUGCUUCUCAUGAUUUUAUGCAGGUAUUAAUUCCUUGCAUUUAAUUAGGAAUCCACAGUAUGCUUUAAUUGAACCAAUACCAGGUAUGAUAGACAACAUUCCAAAGCGUGGCUCUAUAUGAUACCUAACUGAUAUUGACUAUGUUUUGUAUAAAGCAGAUUUACACUUCAUAUACAUGUACACAGCCAAUGUACAGGAUAUCCUAAGCUUGUGAUAAAAUUUUAACCAAAGCUAUCAGAUGCAAAAUUAUCUGAUGAUUUAAUAUAUUAUAUAUUGUAUGAUAUUCUUCCUUGAAAACAAUACAUAGCUGAAAUUAUAUGAAUUAGGCAAAGAGUACAAGCCCAUGCUUGUACAUAAGUGUUUACACAUUUUUACUUAUGAGUAUGUAAUAGCGAUUUUUUGUGCAAUCCCAAACAAGAAGUCUGCAUCCGUCAUCUAUCCAAACCAGCAAGACUUGUGCCAUAGAAUGAGAUUUGCAUAACUUGACAUGUCAAUGGUCUUAUAAUCAUCAAUCCAGUAGCGUAAUGUCAGUACCUUUACACUUUAAACUGUGUCUAGUAAUAUUUCAAUGAUUUGUCAGGGAAGUCAUAUUGCAAUUCAUUACAAUACAUGUAUAAGUUUAUAUGAUAUGUACUUUAGCCAAAGGUUGGACAAUAUAAUUAAGUUUUAUUGAGUACAUUAUUUUAUUAUUAUUUUUUUUUUUUUUGGGGGGGGGGGGGUCUUUUUCACCUUAUCAUUCUCAUACUAUUAUUUCACAAAUGCACUGCAUUUAGUACCGGGUAAUAUAUAUUGUCAGUAACUAAUCUGAUUUCUACGUGGUCAUUGAGGAACAAGAAUUAAUAUGCUGGGUAAAGAUAUAUAGCAUUAUGGAUGAAAUGGAUACAGGGCCCACAGGACUAUAACUUUUCUAACCUGAAUUCCCAGUCUCUAAAUGAAAGUUUUACCUCAAAAUUAUUUACCUGUCUUCUAGGGACUUGUGUUGGUUAAUACAUUGAGUCAUGAAUAUGUAUAUUAUAAUUAUUUUUAUAUAUUAUGUAUCAAAUGAAACCAAACAUUGUUUUCCAUCACUUGAACUUGAAUUUAUAUAAGCAUUGUUUUUACUUGAACCGGGUAUAUUUCCAGUUAGUAUUGUACAUCUAAAUUAAUUUUUUAUAAAUACUGAAUUGAAUGUAAACAAAAAAAAUUGAUACAAAUAUCUGUACAAUUUAUUUGGGCACAGUAAUGGAGUGUGUUUUCUUUUAUACAAUCAAUGAAUAUAUGAAGGUAUUGAAAUAAAUAUUGAUCCAACA